AUGGCUUCAGAAAAUGUACAUAGACCACGAUUUAUAUAUGCUACAUGUUUUACACAAAAUGCCGAUACUUUAGAACAACUUAAAACGAUUGACAAAUGGUUAAUUACAAUGGGAAAAUAUGAUGAAAAUAAAAUUCAAAGUUUAAUUUUAUUUACAGUUGCAUCUUUAAUAUUUCAAAUAUUGAAAGAUAUAAAAUCUUCUUCUACAUUUACUUUAAAAUCAACUGUAGAAAUAUCAGAUUUAUCUAUUCCUAGUUUGCUUCACCUUCGAAUUGCUUUUCAACUAAAAAAAAUCAAUAGCAAUUCUAUUUUAUUAGAGGAAUUGGAUAAACAAUAUUGCAAAAAUUUAGGAGAAAUAUUUACUAACAAGCUUUGGAAAUUCCAAAAAGAAUUUGAUGCAUCUC
Molecule: messenger RNA, 403 nt
Organism: Funneliformis caledonium
Lineage: Eukaryota; Fungi; Glomeromycota; Glomeromycetes; Glomerales; Glomeraceae
Source: the annotation of a GenBank genome assembly